Necator americanus (New World hookworm) is the source of this 348-nucleotide messenger RNA. RefSeq lists its product as uncharacterized. Lineage: Eukaryota; Metazoa; Nematoda; Chromadorea; Rhabditida; Ancylostomatidae. The transcript has 3 exons. The coding region runs from base 1 to 348 and encodes 115 amino acids. The record is from RefSeq and is a predicted model, not a curated record.
AUGGACCCCUGCUCGCUUGGUACAGUGAAUGUCACGAGCAAUGGGCAUCAAGCAUUAGAUUGCUACCCUGAGCUAAUGUUCAAUUUGAAACCGCCCUACCAGGAGGACGGAGCCCCAAUUCACAAGGCAAGGGGUCUGGUCGAUUUUGAAAGCAAAACUCUGCUCAAAACCUCAUCGCUCUGUGGAUUCUUCAAGAAAGUCUUCGAGAAGGGAUGGGACGAGCUCGAACGCUAUUCUUACGUGUCACAGUCGAUGGCUUCCCGAAACGCCUCAAGGCCUGUAUCGAUCAAAGGAGGCUCUGAAGAAGGCGAUAUUGCCGAAACGUUAGCCACGAAUAAAGGAUUAUAA